Messenger RNA from Polypterus senegalus (gray bichir), 2969 nucleotides. RefSeq names its product zinc finger protein OZF-like. Gene Ontology annotation, molecular function: DNA-binding transcription repressor activity, RNA polymerase II-specific. The record is from RefSeq and is a predicted model, not a curated record. Gene Ontology annotation, biological process: negative regulation of transcription by RNA polymerase II. The transcript has 3 exons. The coding region runs from base 144 to 1418 and encodes 424 amino acids. NCBI's taxonomy places the organism in Eukaryota, Metazoa, Chordata, Cladistia, Polypteriformes, Polypteridae.
AAUGCGACGGCAACUGAAGCCAUGCUACCACCGUCUCGCUGUGUGAAACAUUACACGGGCAGAAGUGUUUACGAGUUCAAAAAGAAUCUCAUCGCCAAGAGGCAGACAAGAGGGAAAAAUCUGCCAUUUACUGUAACAUUUUAAUGGCUGUGAAGGAGGAGACGUGUGAGGCUGACAUGAAUAUCAUGGAGGAGAGGACUGUAAAUGUUAAGGAGGAGGACUGUGAGUGGGAGAGUGUCCACCCUAAACAGGAGAGUCUGGACAUCAAGAAAGAGGACAGUGAGCUCUGGUCAGUGAGUAUUAAAGAGGAGUGUAUCAGCACUGAGGUGGCCAGCUUUAGGAGUAUGGAGAGUGUCAAGGAAGAUGACCUUCAUUAUGAACAUCAAGAUGAAGCAGUGACCGGGUUAGUCUCUUCUCAUAGCAGACACUCUUCAUCUCCGGAGUCUUCUAUCAGUGUAAAAUAUGAAUCAUUGCAGUCUGAGACAAAAGCGACUGAAGGAAUUUCAUCUCCUAGAACUGAGGAAGGUCAGACACCACCUAAGAUGUCAUCUGAAUCAAGUAUCAAACUUCACUGCUGUCCUGAAUGUGGCAAAGAGUUUUCACAAAGACACAGCCUCUUGACUCACCAAAGAAUUCACACAGGGCAGAAGCCGUAUUGUUGUUCUGAAUGUGGCAAACAGUUUUCACAAAGAGGCCAACUUCAGUACCACAAAAGAAUUCACACAGCGGAGAAGCCAUAUUGCUGCUCUGAGUGUGGCAAAGACUUUUCACUAAGGCACAGCCUUUUGACUCACAAAAGAAUUCACACAGGCGAGAAGCCAUAUUGCUGUUCUGAAUGUGGCAAACAGUUUACACAAAGAAACCAACUUCAGUGCCAUAAAAGAAUUCACACAGGGGAGAAGCCAUAUUGUUGCUCUGAUUGUGGCAAACAGUUUUCACUAAGGCACAACCUUUUGACUCACAAAAGAAUUCACACCGGAGAGAAGCCAUAUUGCUGUUCUGACUGUGGCAAACAGUUUUCACGGAGAAGCUAUCUUCAGAGCCACCGAAGAAUUCACACAGGGGAGAAGUCAAAUGACUGUUUUGAAAGUGGUAAACAGUUUCCAGAAAGAAGCCAACUUCAGUGCAACAAAAUAAUUCACACCGGAGAGAAGCCGUAUUGCUGUUCUGAAUGUGGCAAGCAAUUUUCACGAAGAAGCAACCUUUCGAUUCAUAAAAGAGUUCACACAGGAGAAAAGCCAUAUUGCUGCCCUGAAUGUGGGAAACGAUUCUCUCACCGCAGUACUCUUCAUACACACAUUAAAACUCACACAGGAGAGAAGCCGUUUUGCUGUUUUGAAUGUGGCCGUACGUUUGCACGGAGAAGCAGUCUUCAGAAUCACCAAAGAAAUCACAUAAUGGAGAAGCCGUGUUGCUGAAUGUGGCAAACAGUUUUCACAAAGAAACCAACUUUAGUGCCACAAAGGAAUUCACACUGGCUGAUAUAAAUGUGGCAAACACUUUUCAAAAAGACAUACUUUUCAGAUCCACCAAAGAAUUCACACAGAAGAAGCCAUAUUGCAGUUCUGAAUGUGGCAAACCAGUUUUAUGUAGAUACCAUCUUGAACGCCACAAGAGAGAAAUGUGUUUGGAUUAGACAAACACACCAAAGUAGUAUUCAUUAAUGGAAAAUUGAAAUCAGCCUUGUUGACGAUUACCCAAUAAGAGAACUUGAUGAAGAGGAGACCUAAUUAAUAGUUAGGAAUUGGUGAGGGUGGAGACAUAAACCACAAAGAGCAGAGAUUGAAGAUCAGCAGUGAAUACAUAAAAAGGGUAAAAUUAUCCUCAAACCUUCCUUGAUGGUGAGGAACAAGAUACAAACAGUUAAUAAGAUAGUCAAACACGUUAUCUCAUACAGCUUUUGGAUCAUAGACUGGCCACAGAAAGACCUCAACAGUCUGGAUGUAGAAACAAGUUGCUUCAUGCCAACCAACCAAUGUACAAAAAACCAAUGCAUGCCAAGGCUGUAUGUUCCUAGGGCUGAAGGAGCAGUAACUCUGACAGAAGUAGAUUACACACGUGAUCUUCAAACAUAGGACUGCCAGCAUUCCUUCUCGGUUCACAGGAUUGCCACAUUUGCAACAUACUACAGCCUGAACUGUAAAGCAAUCCACAAAACUGAGGGUUUGCAAAGAAAGAGGUGACACAAUUUUGUGAAAAAUCAUAAAAAGAUAAGAAGGUAGACACAGAAAGGAGAAAAAACUGGAGUGGCCACAAAUGCAGUAGGAAAUACACAGAACUCCUACUAUAAGUGAAUGUGGACCAAAACCUGACACAUGAAAGGCUCAGGAGAGGAGAAAUGAGAUGCUUGCAAAUGGCUACUUAGGAUUGUGGAUUACCCACAAGGUUGUUUGCAGCAUAUUUUGAGAGAAAUGGAAAAAGGAACCAAUGUAGGUUUUGCAACAAACCGGUGGAAACCGUACUGAACCUUACUAUAGGAUUUAAAAUACAACUGUCCAAAAACCUAUUCAUGGAAAGACACAACAAAGUAGUCCAACUGAUUUAUUGGAAACUGUGCAGACAAUGUGACAUCCCAGUUCCAGAAAGGAUUAUUGAUCAUACAUCACCUGGGGUAUACCAGUCCUAAUAUGUAGAAGAUUCACAGCCAGUAAAACUGAUAUUGGAGAAACAUUCAGCUAAUGCCUGGAUAAUCAAGGUAUCGGUCCCAAAUAAAAUCACUGUGGCUUGAAUUGAGAGUGGAAAAACAUCAAAAUAUCACAAGAUGCAAUCAGAAAUGUGGAUCUAAAUGUGAAAUAAAAAAAAUGAUUGUGAAUAUGGGAAACAAUUCUGUCACAAUAGUAGUCUUCAGAGCCCCUCAUAAGCAUUCAGGAAAGGAGAAUGCAAUCUGAGAUGAGCCAGAUGUGAAAUAAAACCUCUGAGAUUGUGCCAAUGCUGGGAUGAACAGGACUUAUCCAAAAAAAAAAAAAAAU